Ooceraea biroi (clonal raider ant) is the source of this 42964-nucleotide messenger RNA. RefSeq names its product fibrillin-like protein dumpy (gene dpy). The record is from RefSeq and is a predicted model, not a curated record. Lineage: Eukaryota; Metazoa; Arthropoda; Insecta; Hymenoptera; Formicidae. Gene Ontology annotation, molecular function: calcium ion binding.
UUUUGGGGGAAGUUUACUCGACGAAACAUUAUUGUUGUAAUGGUGUUACGUUGUUAUGUAGUACUGAUAAUUUAGCGCUUAUUUUCACGAAUUUACCUCGGGGAAUUCUAGACGGUAACUGUGGACCACCCUGUAUACUUCGUAAUAUCGUCCUGAUGAAGGGAGGAAAUUACACCCGAUGCAAAGAUGAAUACGAAAAUGUAGCUGCAUCGCGUUCAAGCGACUGGACUCAAGUUUCUAUUUAAUCAUUAUCCGGUUCAACCAGUAUCGUUGAACCUUUCAGGAAGGAUGCUCGUUAGCUCGAAGAUACCAUCUAUUGAUUCUUUUCGCGCGGCCGUUGAUAGCGCAUUUGCGAGGAGCGUUCAUCCGACGCUAUCCGGCUGUUAAUUUGUAGCGCGAGUCUUUUGUAAUCUAUCCGACGUAGAUAAUAUUUCUCUUGGUCUCAAUUUGUCCUUCAAUCAGCGAUAUUAUCUUUGUUAAAUCAUACGCGCAGCAGGUGCAGAUUGAUUCGGUGGAUACAAGAACGAACCGAUGACCAUGACGUAGCGCUUAAGAGUUAAUUGGAUUUUCCCGGAAGUUUUGCUUCCACGUCAAUUUCUUAAUAUCAUCCCUCAAGAAUGAUCUGCCAAUCUCGAAGAUAUCGCACGCGCCGUGCGUUCUCACAUCGUUCCGAGCACCAGGCGAUUGAUCGUCGCAAGGUACAGCAUAGCGCGGGAGUUUUACAGUUGGCCGUACGCUGAAGGGUCCAGGUUCAGAGACCGGUAACCUGUUAACCUUCUAAAUAUGCACGGGGAGUCGGGUCCAUUUACCUCCGAUAACGCUAACUGACCUUUCGUACAGGCAUCGUGUCUAUCCAGCGGGACACUUAGACCGCGACUGUCCGUGUCCCGCGCAUAUACCUUAUACAGGUCUACGUGCGAGCCGAGUCGGCGAAGAUUGUGGUUCCAGGCGUUGAGCUCACUGACUCCGCCGCAAGUCCGUCCAGUCCGUUCUGGGAGUGCGGGAGUGCGACAGAGCGAGACGGAAAUAUCUCGGGCGGCCAUGCGAGCUGGAGUGAACAGGUGAGAGAACGAUCACGAGCGGGAGAAGGAGAGGCGGUGAGCGCCGCGCGAGAGGGAGAGGACGAGAGCGUGUACGUAAGCGGCGGCGGCGAGAGAGGAGUCGCGUGUAGAAGGAAAAGGAGAGGAAGGGAGCCCUCAGAAAAGAGAGAGGCAAGCAACCAAGCCGAGAGGACUGUUGGCCAAUGAGACACCAGGCCGGUGAUGACGUCGCCGUUGUCUCACGUCGGAGUCUCACCAAAAGUCUUCUCCGGGUACCAGUUCGUCCGCGGUCUCCCGGCUGGACGACGAGGUGGUCGUCCUCUCGACCGUACCGCAUCGUGCCCACCGUGGUCGUCGAUCUUUUUUUUAUGGUUUCCACCCAGUGAAAUAGAAAUUCAGUCAAGAUUGCAUCCCGGAUACGCGGAAGGAUUGAGGCGGAAGGAGGCUGCUGCUGUCAGCCAUGGGGACGGCAAAGAUGAAACAUCUUUGGCCGUUGCUGGCGUGGAUACUUCUAUCUUCGUAUCCGGCCGAAUCUCGUAACGGACUCGGCUACGGAUUGAGGCGAGAAGUAUUCUUCCUGAACCUCGAGGAUGGGUACUUCGGCUGCCAGGUCAACGAGUCGACGGACAUUCUGCAGUUGCUCGAGCUCUCGAAGCUCUGCGAUCAUCGCGUCGACUGCUACCAGGGCACGGACGAACAGCGCGAGAAGCUGAAGUGCACGGACGAUUGUACAAAAGAAGACGGCACCAAAUGUCAAAACGGUGUCUGUCUGCAUUCGGUCUGUCACUGUAACGACGGCUUCGGAGGAUGCAAUUGUCAAGUUCCAGACGAGAACGAGUGUAAAUAUCGGCCCUGUGAUAUAUUUGCCCAUUGUACAAAUACGCUCGGCAGCUUUCAAUGUUCCUGUUUUCCUGGCUACCGCGGCAACGGCUUCCAUUGCGAGGACAUCAACGAAUGCGACGAUCCAGCGCUCUCCGGGCGUUGCGUCGAAAAUGCCGAGUGUUGCAAUUUACCUUCGAACUUCCUGUGCAAGUGCAAACCCGGAUAUAUCGGCGACGGUGAGGUGCACUGUGAGGACGUGAACGAGUGCACGAUACCAGGUGCAUGCGGUGACAAUACCGUGUGCCACAACAUACCUGGCAAUUAUACCUGCACGUGUCAACAUGGGUUCACGGGAGACCCGUACAACAGUUGCUUCGAUAUUAACGAGUGCGAAUUCGAGGGUGCCUGCGGAAGGGGUGCGCUAUGCGUGAACUUGCCAGGCGCGCAUAAAUGCGAAUGUCCCGAAGGAUACGACGGCAGUCCUGAGGAGGAGUGCAGGGACAUCGACGAGUGUCUGAGAAGUCCUUGCGGACGUUCUGCAGUUUGUACGAACGUGCACGGUAGCUUCCGGUGUUCCUGCCCCGAUGGAAUGAACGGCGAUCCCUUAACAGGUUGCCACGACAUCGACGAGUGUAGGGCUCUGGAGAAUCCUUGUGGCAGAAACGCGAUUUGCAAGAACGAGGAUCCCGGCUACCAGUGCGUCUGUCCGCCGGGAUACAGUGCCAGAUCCAGUCCGUCGAAUGCAUGCGAUCAGACCGACGUGACUACACUCUGCAAAUCGAAUUUCGAUUGCGUCAACAAUGCCGAGUGUAUCGAAGGCCAGUGCUUCUGCAAGGAUGGCUUCAAAGCCUCUGGUGCUGAAUGCGUGGAUGUGGAUGAGUGCCUUACCAACCCCUGCGGAUCUGCGUCAAUUUGUACGAAUACCAGAGGAAGCUAUCAUUGCGAGUGUGAGUCCGGGUUCGUUGGUACUCCACCCCACAUACCCUGCAAAGCACCUUGUGAUGAAGUAACCUGCGGCGGACAUGCUUUCUGCAAGGCCGACGGUCACGAGGCUUACUGCAUCUGCGAGGAUGGCUGGACCUUCAAUCCCAACGAUAUAGCGGCUGGAUGUGUCGACAUAAACGAGUGCGACGCGAUAAACGGACCUUCCGGAAGAUGCGGCAGGAAUGCUAUUUGCACGAACACACUUGGUGGCUUUACUUGCCAAUGUAAACCUGGAUAUGCCGGCAAUGCCUUCAAGCAGUGCAUAGAUAUUGACGAGUGCACCAAACAUGACGUUUGCGGUCAUGGAGCGACGUGUGCCAACACUGAAGGCUCUUACAGUUGCACUUGCCCGGAGGAGACCAUUCCGGAUCCCGAUCCCUACAUCAAGUGCGUCGGCAUAGUUAGAUGCGAAAUCGACGAUGACUGUCCAGGAAACGCUAUUUGCGAUCCGCAGAAGAGAUGUCUGUGUCCCGAACCCAACGUCGGAAACGAUUGUAGACAUCCGUGUGAGGACUUGUCCUGCGGACCCAACGCGCACUGCAUGCUGCUGAACGACGUGGCGACGUGCCUCUGCAGCAACGGUUACACCGGAAAGCCUGGAGUGAAGAACGGUUGUCGGGACAUCGACGAGUGUGCGAUCAAUCCGUGUCCCCCGGGUGCGAUCUGCAACAAUGAGCCCGGCUCCUUCUCGUGUCAGUGUCCAAGCGGUAUGACGGGCGAUCCUUAUAGCGGUGGCUGCCAAAUAUCCAAGACACCCCACGUGUGUGGCCCGAGCUCGCCCUGUCCAGCUGGAGAACAGUGCAUCAAGGACGAAUUCGUGGGCGACAGCGUGUGCAUCUGUCAACGCGGCUACACGCGCGACCACGAGACCGGUAAAUGCAGAGACAUCAACGAGUGCAUGGAGCUGAGAGAGAAACCUGCCUGCGGUGUUAACGCGAUUUGCAAGAAUCUGCCGGGUAGCUACGAGUGCCAGUGCCCACCGGGCUUCAAUGGAAAUCCCUUCUCGCUUUGCGAAGAAUGCAACAGCAUCGAGUGUCAAUGUCAACCGCCGUACAAGAUCGUCAAUGGUAAAUGCAUGUUGGCCGGAUGUUCGAAGGGUGAAAAGUGUCCAAGCGGUGCCGAGUGUAUAACGAUUGCCGGCGGCGUGAGCUAUUGCGCCUGUCCCAAGGGUUACACGACCAAAUCGGAUGGGUCUUGCGAAGACAUAAAUGAGUGCAUCGUGGGACACCAAGUCUGUGGUUACGGCGCCGAGUGCAUCAAUCUACCCGGUUCCCAUCAGUGCGUGUGUCCGCAUGGAUAUGGCGGCGAUCCGUAUAACGGUCUCUGUUCCCCAGCGCAGAAGAGAUGCAUCAACGACAACGAAUGCAAGGCUAACGAGAAGUGCGUGCAGCCGGGCGAGUGCGUGUGUCCACCGCCGUUCUACACGGAUCCCUUGGGCGGAAAUCUUUGCAAGAAUCCCUGCGAUCGCUUCCCGUGCGGUAUUAACGCAAAAUGCACCCCAAGUGAUCCACCGCGGUGCAUGUGCGAGGCUGGCUUCGAGGGCGACCCACAGCACGGUUGCGUUGACGUCAAUGAAUGCGCGAAUAAUCCUUGCGGUCACGGUGCAUAUUGCAUUAACACGAAGGGCGAUCACGUGUGCGAGUGCCCGAAAGGUAUGGUUGGAGAUCCUUACGGUGUCGGCUGCACGGGAGUUCCGACCGGCAAAAGUGAGUGCUCGUCGAACGACGAUUGCGAGAAUUACUUAGCGUGCGUCCAAGGAAGUUGCGUCAACCCUUGCGACAACAUACCCUGCGGUCCGAAUGCGUACUGCGAGCCGGACAAACACGCGGCAUGGUGCAGAUGCGUGAUAGGGUUCACGGAGGGCAAAAACAACGAAUGCGUCUCACAAUGCGACGGCUUCGUCUGUGGCACUGGGGCGCAAUGUAUCGUCAGUUAUGAUGGACCGACCUGUAAGUGCAUUGAAGGUUUCAUGGGCAAUCCUUUCCCUGGCGGACAGUGCGCUCCGGAUGUCUGCUCGCCCGAAAUCCCGUGCGCCGAGCCAAGCGUAUGCAUCAGCGGCCGUUGCAAACGACGAUGCGAGGGAGUGGUUUGCGGCAUCGGUGCCAUGUGCGAUCCUUUGACGAAUAAAUGCGUAUGCAAUCCAUACUUCGUGGGCAACCCGGAUCUGCUUUGUAUGCCACCCAUUCAGCCACCACUAUGCGUUCCGCAUUGCGGGAAAAACGCGCAUUGCGAGUACGGUCUUCAGGAAUCAAAAUGUAUUUGCAAUCCGGGAACCAGCGGGAAUCCUUAUCACGGCUGUGGUAUUCAAGAGAAAUCCGAUUGUUCUACUGCAGUAUGCGGGAAGGACGCACACUGCAAUGCAGGUCUCAACGCUGUCGAGUGUCUUUGUCCACCUGGCUUCGCUGGCAAUCCUUACAUCCAAUGUUUCGACAUCAAUGAGUGUAACGGAAACGCGUGCGGUAGUAACGCAGUGUGCAUCAACACCAUCGGAAGCUACGACUGCCGCUGCAAGGACAGCUUCUUCGGCAAUCCCUUCGUCGAGUGUCAGCAGGUGCAGGUGGGACCGUGCGCUGAUCCGUCGACCUGCAUCUGCAGCGACGCCGUGCCUUGUCCCUUCGAUUACACAUGCGUUGGUCACAAAUGCGUGAACCAGUGCAGCAACAUCAAGUGUGGACCCAGAUCCGUCUGCCAGAACGGUGCGUGCGUGUGCCCUCCGGGUUACAGCGGCAAUCCCAACGACCUGCACAAAGGUUGCCACUUGCACGGUCACUGCUCGAACGAUCUCGAGUGCGAGCCGCAGGAGAUCUGCUUCCAGAUCGGCAAGGGAGUUCGCAAGUGCGUGGACGCUUGCAGCAAACUACAGUGCGGACCAAACGCGCUCUGCGUCACACAGAACCACGUAUCCGCUUGCUUGUGCAUUGAUGGCUACCAGGGUAACCCGAGCAACCUGAUUGAGGGUUGUCAGCCGUCGAAAUCCGUGAUACCCGGAUGCACGCACGACUCGGACUGCCAGCCGGGCUCCUUCUGCGUCAUCCUGGACGGCGGCGUACACGAGUGCGUGGAUCCCUGCAGCAAAGUGGUGUGCGGCGCCUAUCAGAAGUGCGAGCCCGAUAUUGUACCCGGUCGCGCGACUUGUAAAUGCCAGGACAGCUACGAAUGGAAUCCGGUGCUGUCGUCCUGCGAGAAGCCAUCGGUGCCCGACUGCAUAAGUGACAACGACUGCCAUUCAAGCGAAGGCUGCAGACCGGACGCGCUCGGCGUGCUGAAGUGCGUGUCGCUCUGCAGCGGCUUCACCUGCACCGCGAACUCACGCUGCGUGACCGAGAAUCAUCAAGGCCGUUGCGACUGCCUGCCAGGCUACACCGGCAAUCCAAACGAUCGUCGUGGUUGUCACAGUCCGCGUGAAAACCGCUGUACCACAGACAGCGAGUGCGCGGAGGAUCAGACGUGUCGUGGCACCGCGGAGGGUCCACUGGCCUGCCAGCUGGUCUGCGACUUUGUCACGUGCGGUCCAAAUGCACUCUGCGUCGUCAACAACCACGUGGCGAACUGCGAGUGCCCGCCCGGAUUGUACGCGGGUGAUCCGAACGACUCAACAUCCGGAUGUCAAACAGUGCCUUGCGUCUACAACAUCGAUUGUCCACCAACGCAGCUCUGCAACCGGCUCACGCAUACCUGCUAUGACGCCUGCGACGAGAACGCCUGCGGCGUAAACGCGGUCUGCAUCGCGGAUGAUCAUAAGUCGAUCUGCCAGUGCCCGCCUGGGUUCCGGGCGAACCCGGUGCCCGAUGUCGAGUGCGUCGCCGUGGAAGCGUGCCGUUCAGAUUCCUGUCACCCGACGGCACUUUGCGUCGCCGGUCCCACAAGCAAUCCGGUCUGCCAAUGUCCACCGGGUCACGUAGGCGAUCCUUACACAACUGGCUGUCAACCGGAAGGCUACUGCUCUGGGCCCAAGGACUGUCCAUUGCACUCGGUCUGUCACGAGCAUCGCUGCGUGAAUCCGUGCGAAAAUGCGUGUGGGCCGAACGCGCUCUGCGAGAUCGUGAACGGUCGGCCGAGUUGCAAAUGCAUUCACAGAUUCGUACCAUCGUCGAAGGGUCCGGAACACGGCUGUGUGCGGGGUACCAGUUACUGCACGGUGGAUGCUGACUGCGAGGAUAGCGUCUGUCUUGACGGGCAAUGCAGAGCUGUGUGCCGUUCGGUCGCUGAUUGCUCAGAUGGAGAGAAGUGUAUUAAUAACAAAUGUAUGAUAUCGUGCAUCGCGCAUUCACAGUGUCUAGUGGAUCAUGCAUGCGUCAGUGGAGGAUGCAUUCUUGGCUGUCGCAGUAAUAAGAAUUGCCCGCCUACCGAAUCGUGCGUUAACAACAGGUGUCAAGAUCCCUGCAGUAGAAAAGAUGUGUGUGGAGCGAAUGCAAUCUGCAGUUGCACGAAUCACGCAAUUACCUGCACGUGUCCCCUGGGUUUCCACGGUAAUCCCACCCCAGAACAGGGUUGCGUUCGAAUACCAAGUGUCUGUCAAAGUCCGCACGAUUGUCCCAGUCAGCACCUAUGCGUCUCGGGAUUGUGUCAAUGCCAGUGUUCCGAUCAGAGCAAUUGCGCGCAAGGCGAACGUUGCAAGAAUGGCAUUUGCGUGAAGAUAUGCUACAGCGAUAGUAACUGCCUGCCUGGCGAACUGUGUAUUGAUGGUACGUGCGAAGCAGGCUGCACUUCUGAUGUUGGCUGUAAACGCGACGAAGUGUGCAUCAACAACAAAUGCAGAUGUAGUCACGGAUUCAUCGCUGGUCCCGACCAUUGCCUGGACAUCAACGAAUGCGAGGAUCAUCCGUGUCAUCCGAGCGCUGAUUGUAUCAAUCUCCACGGAUCUUAUCGUUGCACGUGUCCUUCGGGCACCGCGGGAGAUCCAGUAGGAUCGGGAUGCGUGCUGCUGCAUCAGUGCAUCGCGCAUCCGGACUGUCCGGACACGCAGGCCUGCAUCCAGCACAACUGCUCGGAUCCAUGCUCCUUCGUGGAUUGUGGAUUGAACACCAUUUGCUCCGUUCUGGAUCACACGGCCAGCUGUCAGUGUCAACCCGGUUACAUCGGCGAUGCAUCAGGGUGCUUCAAGGUGGAGUGCCUGUCCAACAGCGACUGUCCGACGGAUAAAUACUGCAAUCAGGAGACCAACAAAUGCAGCAGUCCUUGCAAUCAAGUGAACUGCGGAUACGGUAAUUGCGUAGCUGUCGAGCACAUCAGCGUAUGCAAGUGCUAUUCUGGCUUCGUCCUCGUUGGCGAUAUUUGCACGGACGUUAACGAAUGCUUGCAGGAUCCUUGCCACUCUUCAGCUGUAUGCCAGAACACGGAGGGAUCGUUCGCCUGCGUUUGUCCACACGGACUGAUAGGGGACCCGUUCAAAACCGGUUGCAAGCAGCCUGGAGACUGUUUCACGGAUUCUGACUGUCCGAAUUCGGCCGCCUGCAUCGACAACAGAUGCACAAAUCCAUGCGACACGCCAGGCAUUUGCGGCAGAAACGCGGAAUGCCUUGCACGCGACCACGUGCCGAUCUGCAGAUGUCCUGGACAAACUACAGGAAAUCCGGCGACGGAGUGCAUUCAUCUGGAAUGCAACUAUCACAGCGACUGUAGUCAAUCAGACGCGUGCUUUGAUCAUAAAUGCGUCGAUCCUUGCUCUCUCUCGAACGUUUGCGGACACGGAGCCGAUUGCUCGUCGCUUAAUCACAGCGCGGUUUGCACCUGCCAACCUGGUGGCACAGGUGAUCCGAAUCUUGGUUGCACUCCCGUUCAGUAUUGCAAAAGUGACUCGCAAUGCGCGACCGGUUCAGCAUGCAACGGAGGCAUAUGCACAGCGCUCUGCGGAAGUACGAGAGACUGCAUCGGCGAUCAGCUCUGCAUCAACGGUCUCUGCCAACCUACCUGCCGAAGUAAUUCCAGCUGCCCAGAAUAUCAAUACUGCCAUAAUAAUAUAUGUGUUCAAGAAUUACGUUGUAUCUCAGACAAUGACUGCUCAUACGAUGAGAAAUGCAUCAAAAAUAACAUCGGACAGGCGGAAUGCCACAGAGCCUGCGACUUGGUACUCUGCGGUCGUAACGCCGAAUGUAAGGCUGAUAAUCAUGCCGCAACGUGUUCCUGCAAAUCCGGCUUUUUCGGAAAUGCCAAAGACGAUAAAAUUGGCUGCCAAUCAAUCGAGUGCGAGGUCAAUGACGACUGUACCCAAGAAAAGAUUUGCGACUUGCAUAGAUGCAGGAUCGCCUGCCUCGCGCAUAAUCCAUGCGGAGUGAACGCUAUUUGCACGACGGAAAAACACGUCCAAGUUUGCACAUGUCAACCUGGAUACACGGGAGAACCCACGCGUGCCUGCGAACUGAUAGAUUACUGCGCGGAUGCACCCUGCGCCCCGGGUGCUCUGUGCGAGAACUCGCGUGGAUUCUACAAGUGCCACUGUCAACCCGGCACAGUUGGUGAUGCUUAUAACAGCGGCUGUCAACCGCCGGUUGAGUGUCUCCAGGAUACGGAUUGCCCGCUAACUGCGAAAUGCGUCAACAUUAACAACGUACCAAAAUGUUUCGAUGCGUGUGCGCGUAUUCGGUGUGGUCCAAACGCAGAAUGCAUCGCCAGUAAUCAUGCCGCGAGUUGCCAGUGUCGUCCCGAUUACGAGGGUGAUCCUAGUAAUCUGAGUGUGGGAUGUCGACCAAGACCGGUGGCUUGCUCUUCACACGUUGAUUGUGCGGUCAAUACUUAUUGUUACGAAGGCAUCUGUCGACCAUCUUGUCAAUCCGACGAGGAAUGCAACUUGUCGGACGUUUGCUUGAACGGGCAAUGUUUGGAUCCGUGCGACGUGAGAGGAGCCUGCGGCAUAAAUGCUGAAUGUAAAGUGAAGAGUCACAUUAAACAGUGUAGCUGCCCACCAGGUUUCACCGGUAACUCCGAAGUGGAAUGCGUGAGACUGCCAGUGUCCUGUUUAGGAAGCAGAGACUGCAUCGAUGGCAACACCUGCCGCGAGAACGUUUGCCUGCCGAUCUGCACUGUGGACAACGAGUGCGCGUUGAACGAGAAGUGCAUUCGUGGCAACUGUCUGCUGACUUGCCGAUUGGACAACGACUGUUUCUUGGGCCAUAUUUGUCUCAACAACAUGUGUUCGUUUGGCUGCCGCGCUGAUGAAGACUGCAACGCGAACGAGGCUUGCUUGGGCAACAAGUGCUUGAAUCCGUGCGAGGCCACGCCGUGCGGACCAAAUGCCAAGUGCACGGUCUUCAAUCAGCGUGCCACGUGCUCUUGUCCUUCCGGCUUCAUACCAAACCCGACGGCGAAGGUGGCGUGUCUGAGGUCACCUGGUCCGAUCUGUCAGGCUAAUCGAGAAUGCGCCGUGGGCACUGCCUGUGUCGCCGGCAUCUGCACGCCCGUCUGCUCGACCAAUGCGAAUUGCUUGAGCAACGAGAGAUGCGACAGUUCCGGCAUCUGCAAGUCUCUUUGCAGGCGGGAUGAGGACUGUAGAAGCGGUGAGAUUUGCGAGGGACUAGUGUGCGUCUCCGGUUGUCGAGCAGACAUUGAGUGCCAGGACAGUUACGCGUGCGUCAACAACCAGUGCAUAGAUCCGUGCGCGUUGGCCGGUUCUUGUGGCGUAAAUGCCAAGUGUACAACUGUCGCUCAUCAGAAGAUCUGCACGUGUCCGUCGCCUCUAGUUGGAGAUGCUCGUGCUGGAUGCAAGCAGGCCUUCCUUCUUUGCUCAUCGGAACUCGAGUGUUUGCCAGGACAGACGUGUUACGGCAGAUCUUGUUACUCCACGUGUAGAAGCGAUGCAAACUGCUUGAGUGACGAACGGUGCGACGGCGGCAUCUGCAAGGCAAUAUGUAACAGCGACGAUCACUGUGUCGUCAACCAAAUAUGCCACAAUCGCAUGUGCGACAUUGGAUGCCGCAGCGAUAACGCAUGUCCAAGCGACGAGUCUUGCAUCAACAAUCAAUGCAGAAGUCCGUGCGAGGGUGGCAAGGCAUGCGGAGAGUGCGCCGGUUGUCGCGUGGUCAAUCACGUAGCCCAGUGCAGUUGUCCUGCCAACUAUUACGGCAACGCGUUGAUCAACUGCGCCAAGACCAUGAUUCCUUGCGACGGUUCGUGUGAGUGCGACGAGAUCGGUUUCUGCACCAACAGCUGCCAUAGCCAGGACGACUGCUCAUGCGGAGAGACUUGUUACAGCGGGAAGUGCCGCAUCAAGUGCGAUAUCAAUAACGCGUGUCCAAAGGGCUAUGUAUGCGACGGAGGUUUGUGCCUGAUCGGCUGUCGCACACAUUCCGAUUGUCCAUCGUCGUUGUCGUGCAUAAACGGUCAAUGCGAGAAUCCUUGUUCCGCGCACGGAUCACCAUGCGGAAUAAACGCACUCUGCCGCGUCUCGAACCAUCGCGCGGUGUGCUUGUGUCCGGAGGGCUAUCAGGGUGAGCCGAGCCAGGAGUGCUAUCAAUUGGAGUGUCAUCAUGAUGAAGACUGCGAGCCGAACAAGCGUUGCAGCGAGUACGGGGUUUGCACAAAUCCGUGCUUGCAACACGGCGUGUGCGGCUUCAACGCGCAAUGUCGGGUGAUUAACAGACAGGCGCAGUGCUCUUGCCCACCGGGACACUUUGGCAACCCAAAGAUCAAUUGCAAGAAAGGCGGAGACGAGUGUCUGCGAAGACCUUGCGGCGUUAACGCUAAAUGCCGAGAGACCCUGAACGGUUUCGAGUGCACGUGCGAUCCAGGAUGCCACGGCGACCCGCAUCAGGCGUGCCUCUGUGACGGCGAUCUUUGCAAGGAUACUCGUUGCGGCGUUAAUGCGGCCUGUCGAAUUUACAAGAAUCAACCACAAUGUUACUGCCCACCGAAUAAUCCAUCGGGCGAUCCAAUGCACGCAUGUAGCUCAGAUAGAGAUUUAGGAGACUGUCGGACAAACGGAUGUGGACAGAACGCCGAGUGCAUUAGGGACGGGGCUAUAUUUGUCUGUCGAUGCCCACCAGGUACAAGCGGUUCGCCAGAUAUCGAGUGCACGACAGAACGCGAAUGCACCAGCGACUUAGAGUGCCCCAAUGAAAAAGCCUGCAUAAAUCUACAAUGUCUGGACCCGUGCGCGCUACGCGGUGCCUGUGGGAUCAAUGCCCUGUGCCGAGUGGUUCUGCACAAGCCGCGUUGCUCGUGCCCGCAGUGUUAUAUCGGUAUGCCCCAUACGGCCUGCCAUCCAGAUUCCAAAUGCGACACGCUCAAUCCCAAACCUACGCCGAGCAUCGGUUGUUCUUCCGACUACGACUGUCCGGAGAGCCUCUCCUGCCACUCCCAGACAGGCGAGUGCCGCGACCCAUGUUUGAGUUCUCGGUAUACCUGCGAGGUGAACAAGAGGUGUCAGGUGCGGAGUCACAAACCUAUGUGCGUUUGCAAAUACGGCUUCGUGGUCAACGAGAUCGGGGAGUUGACCUGCGCCCCCGACACGCUCACCUGCUCGAGGGACUUUGAUUGUCCCUCGAAUGCCGCGUGCGUCAAUGGGAAAUGUCAGAAUCCCUGUAACGUACGAAACAAAAGACCGUGCCCGGCUGAUAAAACCUGCGAAGUCCUGGAUCACCGUCCCGUGUGCAUUUGCACCAAAAACUGCAAUCCCUCCCUCUCCAUUUGCCUGCGAGACAGUGGCUGCUCUCCAGACUUGGCGUGCCGCAACUAUCGCUGCGUGGACCCAUGCAGAAACUCCACCUGUCCGGCUGAUGCCCCCUGUUACGUGGAGGAGCACAAGCCUAUCUGCAAGUUCUGUCCCCCCGGCUUUGUGCCAGAUACUAAAUACGGAUGCAUGAAAGACGUGAAAUGUACGACACAUAGCGACUGCCCGGUCCAACUGGCCUGCGUAAAUCAACAGUGUCUGAAUCCUUGCACCCUGGGUAAUCCGUGCGACUUCAUCGAAGUGUGCCACGUUCAGGAUCAUCGGCCGGUCUGCGUGAAAGUGGACGCGAACAAUGCGGAGUGUCCCUAUUGUCCACCCGGUAUGCAAUGCGAUCCGUUGACAAAUACGUGUGUCAAAGCGGGUUGCACUAGCAACAGCGAUUGCCCCUUGACAGAGGCGUGCAUUGGCCAUACUUGCCAGGAGCCAUGUCUAGUUCGGAAUCCUUGCGCGGAACAUGCUAUUUGUAUUAAUACGAAUCAUGGAGCAGAUUGCAGCUGUGAGGAGGGUUAUGCUGGAAAUGGAUUCUCUUACUGCGAUUUGCUGGAACAAAGCAAGAAUAUUUGUCACUACAACGAAGACUGUCCUCCGCAUAUGUAUUGCGACCGACUCAACAGACUAUGUAUCAACCCUUGCGCCGAAUUUGACUGCGGUACUAACGCGAAAUGUAUCUCCAGCAACUAUCAAGCUCAGUGUACGUGCCUUCCAGGAUAUCAAGGCAAUCCUCAGGUUGACUGCCAAGAGAUACCGACUUCCGAUCCUUGUGUUCCAAAUCCCUGCGGACUGAACGCUUUAUGUGAAAAUGACAACGGAAAUCCCGUCUGCUUCUGCCCGAAAGGAUUAACCGGAAGUCCGUUUGAACAAUGCAUUCCUGAAGGCGAUCAAUGCGAGGGCAACCCAUGUGGUGCCAAUACAGGAUGUCGCGUGGUGAACGGACUGGUGACGUGCUUCUGCCUACCAGGGUACGAAGGAGACCCACCACAUUCUGCCUGCAUAUUACCGAGCACCUCUUGUGAUCCAUCUCCGUGUGGCCCCAACACUCGCUGUUCCGUGUUGAGCAACGGCUUCGCAAAAUGCACCUGUCUACCCGGCUACAUCGAAAGUCCUAACACCAUUCGGGGAUGCGUACCAAAAGUCGAUCAAUGCGAAGUUAAUCCAUGUGGUUUCGGAGCAUUGUGCAACACCACGAGAAUACCACCCUGUUACUGUCCAAAACUCAUGGUUGGAAACCCAUACAAGAGUUGCGGAGCACGACCAGCGGAACCGUAUGAUCCUUGUCUACUGUCACCAUGUGGCAAGAAUGCUAUUUGCACAUCAAUUGAUGGCAUAGCCAAAUGUACAUGCGUACCGCCGUUUGUGGGCAAUCCUUACAUGGACGGUUGCGAAGCCGAGUGCAUCAUCAGUCGAGAUUGCGAGAGUCACCUGGCUUGCUUCAAUCAGCACUGCAGAGAUCCGUGUCCAGGUGUAUGCGGGGCUAACGCGCGCUGCGAGGUGGUCGAUCAUCUUCCGAUGUGCUCCUGUUUGCCAGGAUUUACUGGGGAUCCAUUUAGAGCUUGCAAAGUGGAGAGACCCUCAGUGCCAGAUCAGAAUCCGUGCAUGCCUUCACCAUGUGGCCCGCACAGUAUUUGCCGCGUAAUGAACGACCGCGCAGUUUGUUCCUGCAGUCCGGGCUACCAGGGCACUCCGCCGUAUUGCCGUCCGGAGUGUCUCGUUAGCACGGAAUGCCCGGCCCAUUUGGCUUGCAUUAAUCAAAAGUGCAGCGAUCCCUGCCCGGGUCUGUGUGGUUUGAAUGCUCACUGCCAAGUUCUCAAUCACAACCCCAUCUGCAGCUGUCCUCGUCAGUACGUCGGCGAUCCAUUCACACAAUGCGCCCGGGAAGAACCUUUAACGCCAACUACGAAUCCUUGUUUGCCGUCGCCAUGCGGAUCUAAUGCCGAUUGCCGCGUUCAAGAGAAUCAUCCGAUAUGCACGUGCAUCACUGGCAUGUUCGGAGCACCACCGAAUUGUAGACCCGAGUGCAUAAUCGACCAAGAUUGUGCCAGUUCUUUCGCUUGUAUUCAAAGGAAAUGUCUGGACCCGUGUAUCGGAUCGUGCGGAUUCAACACAAAUUGUACGGUGCUGAAUCAUCGACCCAUGUGCCAGUGCUACGUAGACUAUGAGGGAGAUCCUUUCUCGGGCUGCGUUAAAACUACUUUCCCAGCGCAGUUGCCUUGCGAUCCUUCGCCGUGCGGCGCGAACGCCGUAUGUAAAGAGCGUAACGGCGCGGGCUCUUGCACCUGUCUGCCCGAUUAUACCGGCGAUCCGUACGAGGGUUGCAGACCAGAAUGUGUUCAGAACUCGGACUGCGUGCACACGAAGGCUUGCAUCAACAACAAGUGCAAAGAUCCGUGCGUAGGUGCAUGCGGAAUCAAUGCGCAAUGCCAGGUUUAUAAUCAUCAGCCGUCCUGCAGUUGCCUUUAUGGCUACACUGGAGACCCGCUUAAGUCCUGCCACCAACCGAUAGAACCGCCAGUGCCGCGUGAUACGUGCCAACCAUCUCCCUGUGGACCGUACAGCAAUUGCCGUGUCAUUGACAAUCAUGCAGUAUGCUCCUGCCAACCCAACUACAUCGGCAGUCCACCGUCCUGCCGACCGGAAUGCGUGGUCAGCACGGACUGCAGUCCGAACGCGGCAUGUAUUGAUCAGAGAUGUAAAGAUCCAUGUCCAGGCACAUGCGGCGUGAAUGCCGAUUGUCGAGUGAUCAAUCACAAUCCAGUGUGCAUCUGUGCGAUCGGUUAUAGCGGAGAUCCGUUCUUCGGAUGCGUCAAAGAAGUAGAGCCAACACCAACACCGAAACCAAGUGGCAAUCCGUGCAUUCCUUCGCCAUGCGGACCAAACUCCCAGUGUCGGGUGAUCGAUGGUUUCCCAGCGUGUUCGUGUCUACCAAAUUACGUGGGCCGUGCGCCAAGUUGCCGUCCCGAGUGUGUUAUAAAUGAAGGAUGCCCCGGAAAUUUGGCGUGUCAAAAUGAACAGUGCGUAGAUCCAUGCCCAGGCUCCUGCGGCGUGAACACAUAUUGCAACGUUGUGAAACACAAUCCUGUCUGCAUCUGUAACGAUGGCUACACGGGCAAUCCAUUCACCGAAUGUACACCUAUCGUGGAAACACCCAUCACAACGGAACAGCCUCGCACGCCGUGCAAUCCGUCACCAUGCGGCGCAAAUGCCGUUUGCAACGAGCGGAACGGCGUUGGAUCGUGCACAUGCCUGCCACAAUACUUCGGUGAUCCAUACAUCGCCUGCAGACCGGAAUGUGUGACCAACACGGACUGUGAUCGCAGCAAGGCCUGCCUGAACAACAAGUGCAUCAAUCCGUGCCCAGGCACCUGCGGUCGGGACGCCACAUGUCGCGUGGUCAAUCACUCCCCGACGUGCUCCUGUCUUCCGGGUUACAGCGGCGAUCCGGUGAUCGGUUGUACCGUCAUAGAAGCGCCGCCAGUUCAACCGAUCGAUCCUUGCGACCCAUCACCCUGCGGACCCAACAGCAACUGUCGCAUCUCCAACGGGCACGCGGUAUGCCUGUGCCAACCGGGAUUCUCCGGCAUCCCGCCAACCUGCAGACCGGGCUGCAUUGUGAGCUCCGAGUGUCCGCAGAACAAGGCGUGUAUCGACAACAAGUGCGCUGACCCAUGCCCGGGUUCGUGUGGGCAGAACACCAACUGCCUCACGGUGAACCACAAUCCGAUCUGCAGCUGUGCCAGCGGCUAUGCUGGCGAUCCGUUCGUAUACUGCACGCGAAUCAGCAGCACAUCGCCGUUGCCGAAGGAAGAGGGUGAUCCGUGUUUGCCGAAUCCGUGCGGCCCGAAUUCGCAGUGCAGAGUGAUAGGCUCGCAUCCGGCAUGUUCUUGUUUGCUGAACUACAUCGGCCGCCCGCCAAAUUGCAGACCGGAGUGCACCGACAGCUCGGAAUGUCUUAACACCGCGGCCUGCAUUAAUCAGAGGUGCAAGAAUCCCUGUCCUGGCGCGUGUAGCGAACUUGCUAGAUGCACGGUGCAGAAUCAUGUGCCGAUCUGCACCUGUCCCGAAGGAUACGAGGGUGAUCCCACUGUGCGUUGCAUCCUAACACCUCCGCCAGCGCCGGAUCAGACGAAUCCAUGCUUGCCGAAUCCUUGCGGUCCCAACGCGCAAUGCCGCGAAAGAAACGGUGCAGGUGCCUGCGGAUGUCCUCCUGAUCUGAUAGGCGAUCCUUACGAUGUCGUAAGAGGAUGUCACAGAGAAUGCGAGACCAACAAUGACUGCUUGCCGCAAUUGGCAUGCGUUGGCUUCAAAUGUACGGAUCCAUGUCCCAAUACAUGUGGAAUGUUGUCUAUAUGUAACGUCCAAGCGCAUGUUCCAGUCUGUCUGUGUCCACCAGGAUACACGGGAGAUCCGUACUUCGCUUGCGAAAUUGAAGAGAUGACGAAAAAUGCAGUGGAACCGUGCUCUCCAUCACCCUGCGGUCCUAACAGUAAAUGUCGGGUGGUUAACGGCCAAGCCGUGUGCACUUGCUUACCAGAGUACAGAGGCAUUCCACCGUCAUGCAGGCCGGAAUGCGUUGUUAAUGCCGAGUGCCCACCUCAUCUAGCGUGCGUAAAUAAGAAAUGCGCUGAUCCGUGCCCGAAUACCUGUGGACUGAGGGCGCAAUGUAUUACGAAAAAUCACAACCCGAUUUGCACUUGUCCUGCCGGAUUCACAGGAGAUCCUUUCACUUUGUGCUCGCCACAUGUUCCCAGCGACAUUCCGACAACUGAGCGACCACCAUCGUGCACGCCAUCACCUUGCGGUCCAAAUUCCUUGUGUCAAAUAAUAUCUGGCAAUCCCGCUUGCUCUUGCCUACCCAAUUAUAUCGGUGUACCACCGCAAUGCCGACCAGAAUGCAUUCUGAGCUCCGAAUGCAAGAGUCUUCUCGCUUGUGUUAAUCAGAGGUGCACGGAUCCGUGCCCAGGCUCGUGUGGAGUGAACGCUCAGUGUCACGUACUUAAUCAUUUGCCAGUUUGCACGUGCAUGGAAGGUUUUACCGGAGAUCCAUUUACGCAAUGCAGCAUCAUUCCACCAGUUACAGAACCACCCUCCAUGGAUCCUUGCGCUUGGUCCCCGUGCGGUCCGAAUGCCAUAUGCGAUAACGGCGAGUGUAGAUGUUUGCCCGAGUACAUCGGCAAUCCUUACGAAGCCUGUCGUCCCGAAUGUAUUCUCAAUUCUGAGUGUCCUCGUGACAAGACCUGUCUGAAAAAUAAAUGCAAGGAUCCCUGUCCCGGAAUAUGCGGCCAAAACGCGCGAUGCGACGUAGUGAAUCACAUUCCUGUCUGCUCCUGUCCAUCUGGAUACGUAGGAGAUCCGUUCGUCAGCUGUCGUGUCCAACCAACAGUGCCGCAAUCUCGAAAGGAUCCAUGCACAUCCUCACCCUGCGGACCGAACAGCCAAUGUCGCAGCAUCGAGGAUCACGCUGUUUGUUCGUGUCUCCAAGGUUAUCUCGGUUCUCCACCAUCCUGCAGACCAGAAUGCGUUGUUAGCUCCGAAUGUCCGCCAACGCGGGCUUGUGUGAACAAAAAGUGCACGGACCCAUGCUUGGGUUCCUGCGGCUUGAACGCGAGAUGCGAAGUGAUCAACCAUUCACCAAUAUGCAGCUGUCUGCCUGGACAGACUGGAGAUCCGUUCAGAAGUUGUUACGAUAUUCCAAUACCACCAGAACCUAAGGGUCAGGAGGAUCCUUGCAAUCCUUCACCAUGCGGACCGAACUCACAGUGCCAAAAUGCAAACGGACAACCGUCGUGCUCUUGUCUGCCCACGUAUAUCGGCACUCCGCCAUCAUGCCGACCAGAAUGUGUCAUCAACCCCGACUGUUCUCCAGAAAAAUCCUGCAUCAAUAUGAAAUGCAGAGAUCCUUGCCCGGGAUCCUGUGGAGACAAUGCCGAGUGCAAGGUGGUCAAUCACGCAGUGACCUGUUCGUGUAAGAUCGGAUACACAGGCAAUCCGUUCGUGCAGUGCGUGCGUGAAGAGGAAACGAUAAAUCCGUGCGAGCCUUCACCAUGCGGCGCCAACGCGAUCUGUCAGCAACGAGAUAACGCGGGUGCUUGCAUAUGUAUCGACGACUAUCAUGGGAAUCCUUACGAGGGUUGCCAGCCGGAAUGCGUCCUGAGCGCGGAUUGUCCCACGAACAAAGCUUGCGUCCGCAACAAGUGCAGCGAUCCUUGCCCAGGCGUGUGCGGCGUUCGGGCGCAGUGUUCCGUCAUCAAUCACAUUCCCACGUGCACCUGCGAGCCCGGAUACAUCGGGGAUCCAUUCACGAUCUGCACCUUCCAGCCGGAAGUGGACACCGAGCCCAGUGUCAAAGAUCCGUGCUCGCCUACACCUUGCGGACCGAACAGCCUGUGCCGCGCUGUGAACAAUCAAGCCGUGUGCACGUGCCAAGAAUCCUUCGUGGGAGUCCCGCCGAAUUGCAAGCCAGAAUGCGUCGUCAACUCGGAGUGUCCGCAGAACAGAGCGUGUCAUAAGUACAAGUGCACAGAUCCAUGCCCCGGCACUUGUGGAGUGGAAGCUGAUUGUCGCGUCAUCAAUCACAAUCCGCUCUGUAGUUGCCCGCAAGGAAAGACGGGCGAUCCGUUCUCCAGAUGCUUCCCUCAGCCAGUUAUGCCGGUGCCACCGGUGGAUCCUUGCUUCCCCAGCCCAUGUGGACUCUACGCGGAGUGCAAAGUUGUCAAUAAUCAAGCUGCGUGCUCUUGCUUGAAGAAUUAUAUAGGAAUACCGCCUAAUUGCCGCGCGGAAUGCGUAGUUAAUACGGAUUGCCCAUCGAAUCAAGCUUGCAUCUCAGAGAAGUGCCGCGAUCCCUGCGUCGGUUCUUGCGGCCAGAAUGCUGACUGCCGAGUUCAGAAUCACAUACCAGUUUGCUUGUGUCAACCCGGAUAUUCUGGUGAUCCGUUCACUUUAUGCACGAUAUUUAGAGAACAACCAAAAGUUCCCGAAGAUUUGUGCAACCCGUCACCUUGCGGACCUAAUGCGGUGUGCAACGAAGGUGUGUGCACCUGUCUCCCCAACUACUUUGGGGAUGCGUACUCGUACUGCCGACCGGAAUGCACAAUGAAUUCUGAGUGUCCCCGCGUCAAGACGUGCAUCAAUCAAAACUGCGUGGAUCCUUGUCCAGGCACGUGCGGACGUGACGCGCGCUGCGACGUUGUCAAUCACAUCCCAAUGUGCAGCUGCCCGCCUGGCUAUACCGGAAAUCCGUUCCUUCUGUGCCGACCACAUAUACCGGAUGACACUAUUAAGCAACCUUGCACACCCUCGCCUUGCGGACCGAACAGCGUCUGCAAAGUUGUUAAUGAUCACGCCGUAUGCUCGUGUCAGCCUGGUCUGGUAGGCAGUCCACCCACCUGCAGACCGGAAUGCGUCGUCAGUGCCGACUGUCCGUUGACACAGGCGUGUUUGAACAAUAAAUGCCAAGAUCCUUGCCCGGGCACGUGUGGACAGAACACUAACUGUCAAGUGGUUAAUCACAAUCCGAUAUGCAGCUGCUCCGAAUCUUACACAGGCGAUCCCUUCACUAUUUGCUACCCGCAGCCAAAAACGCCGGUGACGCCGAUGAACCCAUGUCUACCAUCGCCCUGCGGUCCCAACGCCGAGUGCCAAGUGAGAGGUGACAGUCCCGCGUGCUCGUGCAUCGAAAAUUACAUUGGUCUACCGCCGAAUUGCAGACCAGAGUGCACGAUCAAUCCCGAAUGUCCGCCGCAAUUAGCGUGUAUGCAACAAAAGUGUCGCGAUCCGUGUGUCGGUCUGUGCGGUCUGAACGCUCAGUGCUCGGUAGUGAAUCAUCAUGCAGUUUGUGCGUGUCUCGCCGGAUACACCGGAAAUCCAUUCAGCGCUUGCGAACGAGUACCUGAGGAUACGCCCCUAGACAUUAGAAAACCAUGCGAGCCUUCCCCGUGCGGCCUCAAUGCCGUCUGCCGUGAGAACAACGGCGUUGGCUCGUGUACCUGUCUGCCGGACUACCUAGGCGAUCCCUAUCAAGAAUGCAGGCCCGAAUGCACGCAAAAUUCCGACUGUUUGACGAGAAUGGCGUGCGUGAGUCUGAAGUGCCGAGACCCUUGCCCAGGAACUUGCGGAGUGAAUGCCCAAUGCCAGUCGGUUAACCAUCUGCCGAUCUGUAACUGCCUCCCCGGUUAUACUGGCAACCCCUUCACGUACUGUUCCCUGAUAGUCGAAGCCCCCCUCCCGACAAAUCCGUGCAGCCCGUCCCCCUGCGGACCAAAUAGUAAGUGCCAAGAUGUAAAUGGUCUCGCCGUUUGUACGUGUCUCCCGAACUUUAUGGGCAGUCCCCCCAACUGCCGAGCCGAAUGCGUAGUGAACAGCCAGUGCUCUUUGGAUCUCGCUUGCAUCAAUCAGAGAUGCACGUCACCCUGCCCGGACCCGUGUGGAAUAAACACCCAAUGCAAAGUGAUCAAUCACAGCCCCAUCUGCGUCUGCAAUCUCGAUUAUACCGGGGAUCCCUUUAUAAGAUGUUUCCCUGCCCCACAACCGUUGCCAGAUUAUCCCAUAGCCCCCGCAGAUCCGUGUGUGCCGUCCCCAUGCGGCAUGUACGCGGAGUGCAGGAACAUCGGUGGCACGGCAUCGUGCUCCUGUCUGGCGACCUACAGGGGAUCACCUCCCAACUGUCGUCCCGAAUGCCGCGUGAAUUCCGAGUGUCCGAUGAAUCUCGCCUGUAGCAACGAAAAAUGCAGGGAUCCCUGUUUGGGCUCUUGCGCCAUCACUUCGUUGUGCACGGUCUACAAUCACGUCCCCGUGUGCACUUGUCCCGAGGGAUACACCGGUGAUCCCUUCAGCAGUUGCUAUCCCAGACCGAUCACAACGACGCCCACGUUUACCGACCCUUGCGACCUGAAUCCCUGUGGACCGAAUGCACGAUGCAACAACGGCGUUUGCACGUGUCUGCCCGACUACCAGGGUGAUCCCUACGUGAGCUGUCGUCCCGAGUGCAUCAUGAACACCGACUGUGCACAAGAUCGCGCAUGCAUACGCAACAAAUGCAUGGAUCCUUGCCCGGGCACGUGCGGCCGAAACGCGUUAUGUUCGGUGUACAAUCACGUACCCAUGUGCACUUGUCCGGCCAGAAUGACCGGCAACGCAUUUGUCCAAUGUUCCAUUGUCGAAGAUACACCAAAAGGAAAUCCCUGCUCACCCGCGCCCUGCGGACCCAACAGCCUUUGCCGCGAGAACAACGGACAACCGGUGUGCUCCUGCGUGGUAGGGUUCCUUGGCGUACCGCCAGCAUGUAGGCCGCAAUGCACUAUCAGUUCUGAGUGUUCCCUGACAGAAGCGUGCAGCAAUCAAAAAUGCAUAAAUCCCUGUCUUGGCGCGUGCGGAAUCCGCGCUACCUGCCAAGUGAUCAAUCACAAUCCCAUUUGCAGCUGCGGAGAGCUCGUCGGAGAUCCGUUCAUUCGAUGCAUUCCACGACCGCCCGAACCGGUGGAACAAACAAAUCCUUGCGUACCCUCCCCUUGUGGACCGAAUGCCGAGUGUCGAGUCGUAGGCGAGAAUCCUUCGUGCUCGUGUCUAGCUGAAUUCCUAGGUUCACCACCCAAUUGUAGACCGGAGUGUAUUAGCAACAGCGAGUGUCCCUUCCAUUUGGCGUGUAUGAAUCAGAAAUGCAGGGAUCCUUGCGAAGGCUCAUGCGGAGUUAAUGCCGAGUGUCGUGUGGUGAGCCACACACCUAUGUGUGUUUGUCCCAGUGACUUCACUGGCGAUCCCUUCACGCAGUGCACGAUAAAACCACCUACGCUAAUCCCACAAUCACCCUGUAAACCAUCGCCUUGCGGCUUUAAUGCCAUUUGCAAAGAACAGCAGGGUGCCGGAUCUUGUUCUUGUUUGCCGGAUUACGUCGGCAAUCCUUAUGAGGGAUGUCGACCUGAAUGCGUUAUCGAUACGGAUUGCAUAUCUAGUCUUGCUUGCAUACAAUCGAAAUGUAAAGAUCCGUGUCCCGGCAUUUGCGGUCAGUUCGCCGAGUGCCAAGUUAUCAAUCAUCGACCGAGUUGCACGUGCAUUCCCGGUUAUAGUGGCAAUCCUUUCCAAUAUUGCACCGUAAUGCGUGAUAUUGUCGAUACCCCAAAAGACGUUUGCAAUCCAUCACCUUGCGGACCCAACAGUCAAUGUCGCGUUAUUAACAAUCAGGCAGUUUGUUCUUGUCUUCCGAAUUUCAUGGGUAGCCCACCCGCGUGUCGUCCCGAAUGUGUGACAAGCUCGGAUUGUCCGCUCACGCUUGCCUGCGUGAAUCAAAAAUGCCAAGAUCCCUGUCCCGGUUCAUGCGGCAGCAAUUCGAAUUGCAGAGUUAUCAAGCACAACCCGAUUUGCUCUUGCAAGAAUGGCUACACCGGCGAUCCAUUUACCGUUUGCUUCCAAACACCUGUGACACCGCCUAUCGUAAAUGAUUACGCGCGAGAUCCGUGCAUACCGUCACCUUGCGGUGCAUUUUCUGAAUGUCGCGAUAUAGGAGGGAUACCGUCGUGUUCUUGUCUACCAACGUACAGAGGCAGUCCGCCGAAUUGCAGACCAGAAUGCACGAUCAACACUGAAUGCCCGGCCAAUAUGGCUUGCAUGCAACAAAAGUGUAGAGAUCCCUGUCCCGGUUCGUGCGGCAUAAUGGCUCAGUGCAGCGUCGUAAAUCACGUGCCGAUUUGCUCGUGUUUGCCCGACUACACCGGCGAUCCAUUCGUCGGGUGCUCCAUAAGGCCACCCGUUGUCACGCCAACUGAAUCUGAUCCAUGCAUACCCAGUCCUUGUGGAUCCAACGCGCAAUGCAACAGGGGAGUUUGCACUUGCGUAGCACAAUAUUUCGGGGAUCCUUACAGCGGCUGUCGGCCGGAAUGUGUGUUGAAUAACGAUUGCGCCAAUACGCUGGCGUGCGUGCGGAACAGAUGUGUAGACCCCUGUCCAGGCAUUUGCGGUCAAAACGCCGUGUGCAACGUGUAUAACCACGUGCCCAUGUGCAGUUGCCCCUCGGGAAUGGAUGGAAAUGCCUUCGUCUUGUGUUCUCCCGUUCAAGUGCCCAUCGUUAGAGACCCGUGUAACCCGUCUCCCUGCGGUCCGAACAGUCAGUGUCGGCAAAAUAACAAUCAAGCAGUGUGCAGUUGCAUAAGCGGAUUUGUCGGAGCACCCCCAACAUGUAGGCCCGAGUGCGUAAUUAGCUCGGAUUGUCCGAAGAACGAGGCAUGCACCAACCAGAGGUGCCGCGAUCCUUGCCCGGGAAGUUGCGGGCGCAACACGAUUUGCAAUGUCAUCAAUCACAACCCCGUUUGCUCCUGCCGUCCUGGAAUGACCGGAGAUCCGUUUAUCAAUUGCUUCCCACUUCCCGCGGAACCAUUGCCCGUGCUCAAUCCCUGCCAACCAUCGCCAUGUGGACCAAACGCGCAAUGCCAAGUGAUCAAUGACCAAGCCUCUUGCUCGUGCUUGCAAGAAUUUAUCGGAUCGCCUCCAAACUGUCGAUACGAGUGUAUUAGCAAUAGCGAAUGCUCGAACAAACUGGCUUGCAUCAAUCAGAAGUGUCGCGAUCCGUGCGUCAAUGCUUGCGGAGUCAAUGCUGUGUGCAAUGUUGUUAGCCACACGCCCAUGUGCGCGUGCACACCCGGUUACACUGGCGAUCCGUUCACGCAGUGCUCUCCUCAACAAUUCGACAUACAGCCUAACGUACCCACGCCGUGUACACCGUCUCCGUGUGGCGCGAACGCGAUAUGUAGAGUCCAGCAGAACGCUGGUUCCUGCACAUGUUCGGCCGAUUACGUAGGCAACCCUUACGAAGGAUGCAGACCUGAGUGCACGCUCAAUUCCGACUGUCCAUCUAAUCAAGCCUGUAUCGGCUCGAAAUGCAGAGAUCCGUGUCCGGGAACGUGUGGCCAGAACGCGCAAUGUUACGUGAUUAAUCACUCGCCAACUUGUACCUGUUUCGAGCGAUACACCGGAAAUCCAUUCAUAUUCUGCAAUCUCAUCCCCGAAGCCCCAAUCGUGUCAGAUAACAUUAAUCCAUGCCAACCGUCCCCUUGCGGACCUUAUAGUCAAUGUAGAGCAAGCAAUGGUCAAGCUGUUUGUUCUUGUCUUCCAACCUACCUCGGCGCACCUCCAGGUUGUAGACCUGAAUGUACAGUUAGCACGGAUUGCGCGACAAAUCUCGCGUGCGAGAACAACAAGUGCGUCGAUCCCUGUCCUAAUUCGUGCGGUCAGGGAACGACAUGUAGAGUUGUGAACCAUAGUCCAAUAUGCAUGUGUAGACCUGGAUUCAGCGGUGAUCCGUUUGUACGCUGUUCAUUCGUCCCACCUACUCCGUUACCGAGCCCGCCCACGGACCCUUGCAUACCAUCUCCGUGCGGACCCAAUUCACAAUGUCGCAAUAUCAACGGUUAUCCCUCUUGUUCUUGUAUGAUCAAUUAUAUUGGUACACCGCCGAAUUGUCGUCCCGAAUGUGUCAUCCCUGCUGACUGUCCGAGCAAUCAGGCUUGCAUUCGCGAGAGAUGUCAAGACCCGUGUCCAGGUUCUUGCGGCUUGAAUGCCGAUUGCACCGUUCACAAUCACAUUCCUAUCUGCAGAUGUAUAGACAGUUACACUGGCGAUCCCUUUAUCGGUUGUCAGCUCGUGCCAGUCAACAUCGAGCCGGUGCAGAGACCUGAUCCGUGCAGUAGUUCACCCUGCGGGCCCAACGCUCGAUGCAACAACGGUAUCUGCACUUGCGUACCGAAAUACUUUGGCGAUCCGUACGUCGGUUGUCGACCAGAAUGUGUGCUCAGCACAGAUUGCUCAACCGACAGAGCAUGCAUACGGAACAAAUGCGUAGAUCCAUGCCCGGGUACCUGUGGACAGAACAGUUUGUGUAACGUAAUCAAUCAUACGCCGAUGUGCACUUGUCCGCCCGGUACUGCUGGAAAUGCUUUCAUCUCUUGCGAUGUGAUGAGAGUCCCGCUCGUGACAAGACCGUGCAGUCCGAAUCCCUGCGGUCCGAACAGCAUAUGUCGAGAAUUAAAUGGACAAGCAGUGUGCACCUGCGCGCCCGAGUUCCUCGGAUCGCCGCCCCUCUGCCGACCUGAAUGCACCCUCAGUUCUGACUGUCGGCAGAACGAAGCUUGCGCAAAUCAAAAGUGCAGAGACCCCUGUCCCGGCACGUGUGGCAUCCAAGCGAGAUGCGUGGUCGUUAAUCACAAUCCUGUCUGCUCGUGUCCCGAAAGCUACACGGGCGACCCCUUCAUCAGAUGCGAUGUCAUGAAACCAGUAAUAACUCAGCCAGUGAACCCUUGCCAACCCUCGCCCUGUGGUCCGUACGCUCAGUGCCAGGUUGUCAACGACCUACCGUCUUGCUCGUGCCUACCCGAGUACAAGGGCUCGCCCCCAUACUGUCAACCUGAGUGCGUUUCCAAUCCCGAGUGCCCUAGCCACCUGAGUUGCGUGCGACAAAAGUGCAGAGACCCCUGCCCAGGUCUAUGUGGAGAGAGUGCAGAGUGCCAUGUGGUGCAGCACGUGCCUCAUUGCGUUUGUGCCUACGGUCUCACUGGUGACCCAUAUACGCGCUGUAUACUGAUACCGCCCAGAGAUGAACCAGCACCGUCACCCUGCGCGAAUUUCGAAUGUGGUACGAAUGCAAUAUGUAGAGAACGAGACAAUGUCGCGAUUUGCCAAUGCACCAGUAACUAUAUCGGCAAUCCAUACUUGGCGUGCCGACCCGAAUGCGUCAUUAAUCCCGACUGCCCAUCCAAUUUGAUGUGUGUGAGAAACAAAUGCGUGAACCCUUGUGCUGGCAUGUGCGGCCAGAACGCUCAGUGUUCGGUUGUCAAUCAUCAACCGAUGUGCACAUGUUUCCCUGGAUAUACUGGAGAUCCGUUCGUUACCUGUUCCCCGGAUAAAAUAAUCUCAGACGAGAAUGUUUGCGCCCCGUCACCUUGUGGACCCAACAGUCAAUGCAAAGAAGUAUCUGGACAGGCUGUCUGUUCAUGCCUACCUUCGUACAUUGGAACUCCACCUGCGUGUAGACCCGAAUGUGUUGCUAGCUCGGAAUGCCCCUCACAGUUAGCAUGCCAGGACUACAAAUGCGUGAAUCCCUGUCCAAGCCCAUGCGGACUCAAUACUAAUUGCGUGGUCGUUAAUCACAGCCCUAUCUGCAGUUGCAUGCCCAGUUACAGCGGAGACCCAUUCACGAUAUGCACAUUAAUUCCACCCGUAAAACCACCAGUCGCGCUAGACAAAGACCCCUGCGUACCGUCUCCCUGUGGUAGUUUCUCUCAAUGUAGAAAUAUUGGUGGUUCGCCCGCGUGUACCUGUCUGGAAAACUACAUGGGCCAGCCACCCAAUUGCAGACCCGAAUGUACCAUACACUCAGAAUGCCCGAGCGAUAAGGCCUGUAUCAACAUGAAGUGCGUGGACCCCUGCCCUGGCUCAUGCGGUGUCAACGCCCUGUGCUCGGUCAUCAACCACAUUCCUACAUGCAGAUGUCCCGAGGGUUAUACCGGCAACACCUUCACCCUUUGCCAGAUCAUCCCAGCGACACCGACUCCGUCUCCAGUUGAAGAUGCCUGUGUCCCAUCACCCUGCGGUCCCAACGCGGCGUGUUCCGAUGGCGUCUGCACCUGUCUACCAGAGUUCCGAGGAGAUCCGUACGUAGGUUGUCGCCCGGAAUGCGUCCUGAACGCUGAUUGUCCCCGCGACAGAGCGUGCAUACGUAACAAGUGCCUGGACCCAUGCCCUGGCGUUUGCGCCGUUAACGCGGAAUGCACCGUGAUCGGUCACGUCCCCAUGUGCAGCUGCUCCCGAAACAUGACCGGCAACGCGUUCGUCCAAUGCGUGCCUCUACAAGAUAUGCCGCCCGCCAACCCAUGUGUUCCUUCACCCUGCGGUCCGAACAGCGAGUGUCGCGUUAUAAACAACCAGGCGGUUUGUUCCUGCAUAAGAGGAUACCUUGGUAGCCCCCCGACCUGCCGACCCGAAUGUAUAGUCAGCACGGAUUGCCCGCAGACCGAGGCUUGUAGUAAUCAAAGAUGCACGAACCCUUGUCCAGGAAGUUGCGGAAUAGGCGCUUCGUGUCGUGUAGUAAAUCACAACCCAAUUUGCAUUUGUCCUCCCUCACAAACGGGUGAUCCUUUCGUUAGGUGUUUCCAGCAACCUCCAGUGCAGGUGCAACCAAUCUCGCCCUGCAAACCAGAUCCUUGUGGCCCGAACUCUGUGUGUCGACCGCGCGAUGACAGAUCCGAGUGCGCGUGUUUGCCCGGUUUCAUCGGCAGUCCGCCUAACUGCCGAGCGGAAUGUGUCAGUAACAGCGAGUGUCCCAAUCACUUGGCAUGUAUCAAUCAAAAAUGUCAGGAUCCGUGUGUCGGCUCGUGCGGCGCGAACGCUAACUGUUACGUUGUCAGCCACACUCCGAUGUGCACGUGCAUAAACGGUUACACCGGUGAUCCGUUCACGCAAUGUAUCUUCAGGGAACCCACACCAUUGCCGCCCACACCCGUUGACCCGUGCACUCCGUCCCCUUGCGGUUCCAAUGCAAUGUGUAAGGAAUUCAAUGGUGCCGGUUCGUGUACGUGCUUGCCGGAUUACACCGGUAAUCCGUACGAGGGAUGCAGGCCGGAAUGCAUCCUGAACUCAGAUUGUGCCGCCAAUCUAGCUUGCGUAAACACUAGAUGCAGAGACCCGUGCCCGGGAUCGUGCGGGCGCAAUGCGCAAUGCCAGGUAGUCAACCACUUGCCGGUAUGCAAUUGCUAUCCCAGAUUCACCGGCAACGCCUUCCUGUACUGCAACCCGAUUCAGAUAGAAGGAGACGGCGCCAUUAGUCACCCAUGUGAACCAUCCCCAUGUGGACCCAACAGCAAUUGCCGCGUGGUAGACAACACGAGCGUCUGUGCUUGUCUACCUACUUUCUUGGGCAGUCCGCCAAACUGUCGCCCCGAAUGCACCGUUAGCGCCGAAUGCGCUUUCAAUCUGGCAUGUAUCCAAAAUAAGUGUAACGAUCCCUGUCGUGGAUUGUGUGGCUCCAACACGAGAUGCGAGACGAUCAAUCAUAAUCCCAUUUGCUCGUGCCGACUUGGUUUUACUGGUGAUCCCUUCGUUGCCUGUUUCGAAAUGCCACCUAAAGAAGACGUUCGUCCAACUGUGUACCCUUGCGCGCCCUCACCCUGUGGACCUUAUUCGGAAUGUCGCGACAUUAACGGCCAAGCAUCUUGCGCGUGUAUGCCCACGUAUAUGGGAACGCCACCCAACUGCAGACCCGAAUGUUUAAUUAAUUCAGAAUGUCUGAGCAAUCAAGCAUGCAUACAGAAAAAAUGCCGAAAUCCCUGCGAUGGAGUUUGCGGGGUAGGAGCAGUUUGUAACGUGAUUAAUCAUACGCCUACGUGUUCCUGUCCCAAUGGGUUCACCGGGGACUCGUUCGUGAUAUGUAGAUUAAUUCCCGAGGAAGAUACAACAAUCACACCCACGAACCCAUGCUCCAAUUGCGGUACAAAUACGCAAUGCCUUAACGGUGUGUGCACCUGUCUACCCGAGUAUCAGGGAGAUCCGUAUCUGGGAUGUCGCCCGGAGUGUAUUCUGAAUUCCGAUUGUCCGCGGGACAGAGCUUGUGUUAGGAACAAGUGUCGGGACCCUUGCGACGGAAUCUGUGGUCUGAACGCCCUGUGUUCCGUCGUAAAUCACAUACCGAUUUGUACCUGCCCGCCGGGAAUGUCAGGCAGCGCGUUUGUAAUGUGCUCUCCGAUCACAGCACCGGUACCGAAAGAUCCGUGCAACCCGACACCGUGCGGACCAAAUAGCCAGUGUCGAAAGAUAAACGAGCAAGCCGUCUGCUCAUGUAUCCCCGGAUACCUGGACGUGCCACCUAACUGCCGAGCCGAGUGUACUGUCAAUUCUGAUUGUCCCACCAACAUGGCCUGUAAUAAUCAAAAGUGCAUAGACCCUUGUCCAGGAACGUGCGGCAUCAGAGCCCAGUGUACUGUAGUUCUUCACAACCCAAUCUGUUCUUGUCUCUCCGAAUUGACCGGUGAUCCCUUCAUUCAAUGCUUCCCAAGACCGGCGGAGCCUCCAACCCCAGUUAACCCUUGCGAUCCAUCCCCGUGCGGACUCAACAGUAGAUGCCAGGUCGUAAACAACGCACCUUCGUGCUCCUGCUUGCCAGAAUUUACUGGCGACCCGCCGAAUUGUAGACCGGAAUGUGUCAGUAACAGUGAGUGCUCCACACACUUGGCGUGUAUCAAUCAGAAGUGCCGCGAUCCUUGUCCGGGUUCCUGCGGUAUCAAUUCUGAUUGUCGAGUAAUAAGUCACACGCCUAUGUGCGUUUGCCUCGCCGGAUUCGAGGGAGAUCCGUUCGUACUAUGCAACCCGAAGCAAAGUGAUGUUACAAGUACUGUAAAACCAACGCCCUGCAUCCCAUCGCCGUGCGGCUUUAACGCGGUAUGUCGCGAACAAAACGGCGUUGGUUCUUGUACGUGUCUAUCGGAUUACCUAGGCAAUCCAUACGAAGGCUGUCGACCCGAGUGCACGAUAAAUACCGAUUGCGCCGCGGAUCGAGCGUGUAUCGGAUCGAAAUGUCAGAAUCCCUGCCCAGGUUUCUGCGGGUACAAUGCAAUUUGUCAAGUAGUGAAUCACGCGCCGUUGUGCACUUGCCAGCCCGGAUACAGCGGCAAUCCGUUUGUCUCUUGUAACAGAAUCGUGCAGGAUACGACACCAGAACGUAAUCCGUGCAGUCCUUCUCCCUGCGGACUUAAUAGUCAGUGCCGCGAAUUAAAUGGUCAGGCGAUAUGCUCUUGUUUGCCCACAUUUACCGGAACUCCACCAAACUGCCGUGCCGAGUGCACUGUCAGCUCCGAUUGUCCCGUGAACCGUGCGUGCAAGAACCGCAAAUGCGUCGAUCCGUGCCCGGGCAUCUGCGGCAUUAACGCGCGAUGCGAAGUGAUCAAUCACAGUCCGAUCUGUAGUUGUAACGCAGGUUUCAGUGGUGAUCCCUUCGUAACGUGCUUCCAGCUGCAGAUAGACAAAGACACCCCCUCGACGCCAUCAAAUCCCUGCGUUCCAUCCCCUUGCGGGCCGUUCGCUACUUGCCGCGACAGCGGCUACGCGGGCGUGCCGACGUGCACGUGUAUGGAAAAUUACAUCGGUAACCCUCCGAACUGUCGGCCGGAAUGUACUGUAGAUUCCGAGUGCAGCAACGAUAGAGCAUGUUUGAGACAAAGAUGCAGAGAUCCAUGCCCGGGAUCGUGCGGUAUCGGCGCGCAGUGUCUCGUAGUCAGUCACAUGGCUGUUUGUCUCUGUCCAAAAGGCUACACUGGUGACCCGUUCGCCAAUUGCUUCCCAGAACCACCUCCCGUACCUAUGCCACAAGAUCCUUGCAAUCCGUCCCCAUGCGGGGCGAAUGCACAGUGUCGCGAUGGAGUAUGCACUUGCCUGCCCGAAUAUCGCGGUGACCCUUACUCCGCGUGUCGACCCGAAUGCGUACAAAAUCCAGAUUGUCCAUUGGACAGGGUUUGCCUUCGCAAUAAGUGUUAUGAUCCAUGUACUGGAGUCUGCGGUCAGAACGCGAAGUGCACAGUUAUAAAUCACACCCCAAUGUGCUCUUGCCCAGAUGGAAUGUCCGGCAAUGCGUUCGCAGUGUGUUUCCCGAUCAAAGAUACCACCGUCGAAAACCCCUGUAACCCAUCACCCUGCGGACCAAACAGUCGAUGCCAGAACAUUAAUAAUCAAGCGGUGUGCUCAUGCAUACUCGGAUUCAUAGGAAACCCCCCUGCCUGUCGACCAGAGUGCAUAGUCAAUACCGAUUGCGCGCUCAACGAAGCCUGUAUCAACAUGAAAUGCGGCAAUCCCUGCCUUGGAGCAUGUGGCAUAUCUGCACGUUGCCAAGUGCUGAAUCAUAAUCCAAUCUGCACCUGUCCCCCUGUGUUUACCGGCGAUCCGUUCAUACGUUGCAUACCCAGACCGGAAGAUGUGCCGGAACCAAUAAACCCAUGCCAACCAUCGCCCUGUGGUCCCAAUGCCCAGUGCCAAGUCGUCAAUGAUGCACCAUCGUGCUCCUGCGUGGCGGAGUUUAUCGGAACGCCGCCGAACUGCAGACCGGAAUGCAUCAUCAAUAGUGAAUGCCCAAGCCAUAUGGCGUGCAUUAAUCGCAAAUGCAGAGACCCAUGCCCCGGAUCGUGCGGCGCCCUCGCCGACUGCCACGUUGUUAAUCACGUGCCGACUUGCACGUGUCGCGUCGGUUACACGGGCGACCCGUUCGUCCAAUGCACGACUAUGCCCAGUCAACCACCACCGGCACCAAGUCAACCCUGCCAGCCGUCCCCCUGCGGAACGAAUGCCGUAUGUCGUGAACAAAACGGCGUUGGUUCUUGCACAUGCUUACCCGAAUACAUUGGAAAUCCCUAUCAAGGAUGUCGUCCCGAAUGUACCAUUUCCUCGGACUGUCCCGCGCAUUUAGCCUGCAUCGGCUCCAAAUGUCAGAAUCCGUGUCCCGGCUCAUGCGGCGCCAACACUAAUUGCCAAGUCGUCAACAAUGUGCCUGUUUGCACUUGCAUCUCCGGUUAUACCGGCAAUCCAUACGUAAACUGUCUUUAUCAGAUUCCUACUGCCGAUGAAGAACGUGAACCAUGCAAACCAUCCCCUUGCGGUCCUAACAGUCAGUGCAAUAAUAAUAACGGUCAAGCUGUCUGCACCUGUUUACCGCAAUUCAUCGGAACUCCACCGAACUGUAGGCCGGAGUGCUUAGUAAAUUCGGAAUGCGGUCCAAAUCGAGCGUGCGUCAAUCAGAAAUGUAUAGAUCCCUGUAUCGGCACUUGCGGCCGUGAUGCCCAAUGCAGGGUUGUACACCACAGUCCCAUUUGUGUCUGCGCGAACGGCUUCACCGGUGAUCCUUUCAUCUACUGUUUCGCAAUGCCGAUUCCGGAGCCAGCAGACAAAUUCCCGAAGGACCCGUGCUUCCCGUCACCCUGCGGACCCAAUGCUAUGUGCAGAGCUGUCGGUGAUGCACCAGCGUGCAGUUGCAUGCAAAAUUACAUCGGUGUUCCACCUAAUUGCCGACCCGAGUGCUCGAUAAACUCGGAUUGUCCCGCUGACAAAGCUUGCAUCCGAGAAAAAUGUAGAGAUCCUUGUCCGGGAUCGUGCGGCCUUUUGGCGCGCUGCUCGGUCAUUAAUCAUACUCCGUCUUGCGCGUGUCCCGAAGGAUAUACUGGCGAUCCUUUCGUCAGUUGCAACGUCUUGCUUCAAGCACCUCCGCCUCCUACAGACCGAUGCAAUCCAUCACCAUGCGGCCAAAACACUCAGUGCAACGACGGAGUUUGCACAUGCAUACCCGAAUACCUCGGCAAUCCAUAUGUCGGAUGUCGACCGGAAUGUGUCAUUAACACAGAUUGUUCUCGCGAUAGGGCGUGCAUACUUCGCAAAUGUCGCGAUCCGUGCGUCGGUACGUGCGGCAUUAACGCAGAAUGCAAUGUCGUCAAUCACCUGCCUAUGUGCAGUUGCCCGAGAAACAUGACCGGAAACGCGUUCAUAUCGUGCACCCCUCUUCAAGAUACGGUUACGGUGGACCCAUGCAAUCCAUCCCUUUGCGGACCAAACAGUCACUGUCGCGUGUCAAACGGCCAGGCAAUUUGCGCGUGUAUCGCCGGAUUCAAAGGUGCCCCGCCAUCCUGUAGACCAGAAUGUUUGAUAAGCGCCGAUUGCGCUCGUAAUAGAGCCUGCAGCAACCAGAAAUGCAUCGACCCGUGCCUCGGUGCGUGCGGAUUCAGUGCGCAAUGCACCGUUGUGAAUCACAACCCCAUAUGCAAUUGUCCACCUCUAUUCACGGGAGACCCGUUCGUCCGAUGCAUACCACAACCGGAAGACAGACCACAACCACCAACAGAUCCCUGUCAACCCUCACCGUGCGGUCCGAACGCGGUGUGCCAAGUAUUCAAUGGUGCCCCGUCGUGUUCAUGUCUGCCCCAAUUUGUUGGAGUCCCGCCCAGAUGUAGACCGGAGUGUAUCAGUAACAGCGAAUGUCCCAGCCAACAAGCGUGCAUUAAUCAAAAGUGUCAGGAUCCUUGUCCGGGAUCGUGCGGUAGGAAUGCGGAAUGCAGAACUGUCAGUCAUACCCCGAUGUGCGUUUGCGCCAAUGACUUUACCGGAGACCCAUUCAUCCAAUGUAAUCCUCGGCCAAUCGAUGUACCACCCGUACCGUUAACUCCUUGCCAACCCUCGCCAUGUGGUGCAAACGCCAUGUGCCGCGAGAUUUCUGGCUCGGCUUCUUGCACCUGCUUACCUGAUUUCUAUGGAAAUCCAUACGAGGGUUGUAGACCUGAGUGCGUGAUCAGUUCCGACUGUAUAUCCAACCGCGCUUGCAUACGGAACAGGUGUCAGGAUCCUUGUCCAGGAAUAUGCGGUGUUAACGCAAUUUGCGAAGUUAUCAAUCACAUACCGGCGUGCAGCUGUCAACCAAGAUACACCGGCGAUCCGUUCAGAUAUUGCAGACUUAUACAAGAUACCCCUCCGGCGCCCAUGGGCGAUCCUUGCCAGCCGUCCCCGUGCGGUCCUAAUAGCAAUUGUCGUAACGUGAACGGAAAAGCUAGCUGCUCGUGCCUACCCACGUACCAAGGAGUACCUCCUGCUUGCAAACCUGAAUGCGUUGUUAGCACGGAAUGUCUGAUGAAUCGCGCGUGUAUCAAUCAGAAAUGUGUCGAUCCGUGCCCAGGCGUGUGCGGCAUCAAUGCCAAAUGCGACGCGUUGUCCCAUAGCCCAUUCUGCAGUUGCCCACCCGGCCGAAUCGGAGAUCCCUUCGUCAAGUGCUUCGAGAUGCCCCUGAUGUCCACACCACCAACUGCACAAGUAAACCCUUGCCUUCCAUCGCCCUGCGGUCCAUUUGCCACGUGCCAAGACAGAGGUGGUUAUCCGUCUUGCACGUGCAUGCCCAAUUAUGUUGGAUCGCCGCCAUACUGCCGCGCCGAAUGUUCGAUCAAUUCUGAUUGCACCAGUGAUAAGGCUUGUAUCAGAGAAAAGUGCAGAGAUCCCUGCCCCGGAUCCUGCGGCAUUAAUGCCCUAUGUACCGUGAUCAACCACACCCCGGCUUGCACCUGCCCUGAUGGAUACUCUGGCGAUCCCUUCAGCAAUUGUUACUUGGCACCCAUGCAAACUCCUCCGGUACCGUCAGACCCAUGUAAUCCGUCGCCCUGUGGACCCAAUGCCGAAUGUCGUAACGGUGUCUGCAGUUGCAUACCCGAAUACCGCGGCGAUCCGUACCGAGAAUGUCGACCAGAGUGCGUGCAGAAUUCCGAUUGCCCGUACGAUAGAGCUUGCGCGAACAACAAGUGCAUGAAUCCCUGCGUCGGGAUCUGCGGCCAGAACGCGGAAUGUGUAGUUGUUAAUCACGUAGCCACCUGUAACUGCGUUCAGGAUUUCGAAGGCGAUCCAUUCACCCUUUGCAGACGAGUGCAACCGCGCGUCAAGCCCUGCGAGCCCUCCCCCUGCGGACCGAACAGCGUGUGUCGCGAAUUCGGCGACCAAGCCUCCUGCUCUUGCCUACCUGGUUACUUCGGAGUCCCACCAAGCUGCAGACCCGAGUGUCUCGUCAGCACUGAUUGCGAGCAGAGCAGGACAUGCGUGAACACAAGAUGCCGCGACCCAUGCGAGAACGCUUGCGGCCGGAAUGCGUUGUGUGUAGUGCGAAAUCAUAAUCCCAUUUGCAGGUGUCCCGAUCAGCAUUCCGGUGACCCAUUCGUCAGCUGUUUCCCCAUAACAUCGGACGUAGUACCUACCAGGGACCCAUGUUACCCCUCACCGUGUGGAUUGAACUCGCAGUGCGCGGUAUCCGCUGAUAAUAAACCCUCCUGCUCCUGUUUACCCACUUUCAUAGGAUCUCCGCCCAAUUGUAGACCCGAGUGCCGUGUAAACAAUGACUGUCCCGCAAAUCGAGCAUGCAUUAAGCAGAAAUGUACCGACCCGUGCAUUGGAUUGUGCGGGCUCAAUGCACUGUGCCAAGUUAUUUUGCACCAAGCCCGAUGCACCUGUCCCGAACUGUACACUGGAGACCCAUUCACAGUUUGCUCCCAGAUAAUAUCAACUCCAGCACCGCCAACACCAUCGAGGCCAUGCAGUCCCUCGCCGUGCGGAAUAAACGCGUACUGUCAGGAGCGAUUCGACACGGCCAUUUGUGAGUGCAUACCGGAUUACAGAGGCAAUCCAUACCAAGGAUGUCAGCCCGAGUGUCUCAUGAACACCGACUGUCCGACAUCACAAGCGUGCAUAAAGACCAGGUGCCAAGAUCCUUGCCCUGGUACUUGCGGCGUUGGCGCGAUUUGCACAGUGUCUAAUCACGUUCCCAUCUGUUCCUGCCCACUGCCCACAAUUGGAGAUGCCUUUACGCUUUGUCGAAUUCCCGUCGAAGAUACUAAAGAAACGGAUCCUUGCUAUCCGUGUGGUCCGAACACUCUUUGCGAUAAAAUCGGCAAUAGGGCUAUUUGUAAAUGUUUACCUGGACUGCAAGGCGUUCCAACGAGCGUAACUGGUUGUCAUCCGGAGUGCGUGCUCAGCUCAGAUUGUCCAGGCGAUAAAGCCUGCAUACAAAAUAAAUGCAGAGAUCCUUGCUUGCAAAAUGUGUGCGGCAGCAAAGCGGUAUGCAAGACGAUCAAUCACAGCCCACUUUGUAGCUGCCCGUCUCCGUUAAUUGGCAAUCCCUUCGAGGAAUGUUACACGAGAAUCGAAACCAAUCCCUGCAGUCCGUCGCCUUGCAAUUACAACGGCGAGUGCAGAGUGAAGAACGGCGUCGCGAUUUGCAUCUAUCCCGAGUGCGUUAUUAAUUCGGAUUGUCCGCGUGACAAAGCUUGCUUCUCGCAGAAAUGCAGAGAUCCGUGCAUCGGCGCGUGUGGCAUCAAUUCCAUCUGUCAGGCCGUUAAUCACAAGCCGGUGUGCUCCUGCCCGGUCGGAUUUACUGGCAACGCACGAGUGCAAUGCACAAUCCCGACACUUACCGAACCGAUCCCAGAAUGCUCUCAGAAUUCCGAAUGCUCGAAUGACAAGACCUGCUUCAAUCAGAAAUGCGUGGACCCGUGCACUCUCGACUCUUGUGGUCUUAACAGCCGCUGCCACGUAACAAUGCACAGAGCCAUAUGUGUCUGCAACGAAGGCUACACUGGAAAUCCGCAGCAAUAUUGCCAUCAACUUGGUUGUCGCAGCGAUAACGAAUGCCCGUUGAUUCAAUCUUGUAUCAACAACGAAUGCAUCGACACUUGUCUGCUUACGCAAUGUGGUAUCAACGCAUUGUGUACCGCUGAUGGAUACCACAGGACGCGGUGCUAUUGUCCUGAUGGGUACACUGGUAAUCCUUACGAAAUUUGCGAAAGGCCCGAGUGCACUAGCGACAACGACUGCUUCUCAGCCUUGGCAUGUCGCAAUCUGAAAUGUGUUGACCCAUGUAACUGUCCACCACCGGCAUUGUGCACCGUCGUCAACCAUCGACCAAUCUGCAAAUGUCCACCUGGCUAUGUCGGCAAUCCGUACACCUCGUGUCUUAUGGAAACACUAGAACCAGAACCCGUAUGCCAAGUCGACGCAGACUGUCCCAGCAAGCUGGCGUGUUUCGGUGGUAUAUGCAAAGAUCCGUGUGCAGAAACGAAACCAUGCAUCGUUAGCGCCAAAUGUAGCGUCGUAGACACCUUACCGAUGAGAACAAUGAUCUGCGAAUGCCUGCCGAACUUCGCCGGCGAUGCCACCAUCGCUUGCGUGCCAGUGGACAAACAAAUUGGGGCAAUAUGCGAAAGCGAUUCGCAAUGUACACCAGACAUGGCUUGCCUGAAUCGUCGAUGCAUCAAUCCGUGCACCGUCAAUCCGUGCGCGCCGAACGCGGAAUGCCACAUCGAGAACCAUCGCCGUACAUGUCAAUGUCCUCGCGGACACGCCGGUGAUCCAUUCGUGAAUUGUUACGAAGAAGACGUAGUUCUUCCGGAAUGCAGAACAAACAGCGAGUGUCCGUCCGACAAGGCGUGCAUAAAUCAAUUGUGCCAAGAUCCAUGCAUCAGCAAUCGGUGUGGCCUGAACGCGGAGUGCAUCACGAUCAACCAUCAUCCCUCUUGCCACUGUCAGCACAGUUUAGCCGGCGACCCGCAAAUUCAAUGCUUUAGACCGGAAUGUAAGACAGACGACGAGUGUCCCUAUGACAAGACCUGCCGAAACGAUAACUGCGUUACUCCCUGCCUCACUGGUGACAUCGUGUGUGGUCGCGGCGCGGAAUGCAGAGCGGUUUCCCAUAGAGCGCAGUGCAUUUGCCCACCAGGCACCCAGGGUGAUCCACGAGUGGCAUGUACUUCCGCGAUCUGUCAUUACAACGAAGAUUGCGCCGAUCACGAAGCUUGCGACAGGUUGAACAGGAUAUGUAGACCGGUUUGCGAAGACGACACCUGCGCUGAAACCGCGACCUGCGUCGCGCGUGAUCAUCAGCCGAAGUGCACGUGUCCUCCGGGUACCACCGGAAACCCAUACAUAACGUGUGCUGGCACUCCCAUCGAGCCGGAAUGUGUUCAGGACAGCGAUUGCGCACUAAAUCUUGCCUGUAUUAACACCAAAUGUCAGGAUCCGUGCGUGUCUACCGGCAUGUGUACCAGUGAACAAGAAUGCAAGGUUCUGAACACGGUACCUCUUCGCACCGUGAUCUGUUUGUGUCCACCAAAUAUGAUCACUGAUGUCAACGGUCAAUGCAAGCCGAUCGUGUUGGGCGACGUACAGUGUCAUCUGGAUCAGGAUUGCGCCAAUCAUGAGAAAUGCCUCGAUGGAGGAUGCGUGAACGCCUGCCUGACAACCGAGUGCGGCUUUAACGCACAAUGCAAGUCCACGUCUCAUACCGGCAUAUGUUUCUGCUCCCAGGACUACACAGGCAAUGCUUACAUAGAAUGCGGAAGAAUUCCAGUCGCUCCGUUGCCAGGACCUCGGCCAGAAUGCUACAGCAACAGCGAAUGCGCACGCGACAGACAGUGCAUAAAUUCGCUCUGCGUAAAUCCGUGCGUCGCUGGUGAUCCUUGCGGCAAGAACUCCUUGUGCCACGUUGACAAUCAUAGCCCGAUCUGCAGAUGCCCGGUCGGCUACAUCGGCGAUCCCAGAAUCAAGUGCAUUCCACCGGAUAUCGUGCCUGAAUGUGUGUCGAACAGCGAAUGCGCAGGCAAUUAUGCGUGCAUCAACAAUGCGUGCGUCAAUCCAUGCAACUGCGGACCCAAUGCCAAGUGCAACGUCGUCAAUCAUUAUCCUUCCUGCGUGUGCUCUCCAGGCUACUCCGGAAAUCCUCAGCUGGGAUGCUUCAAGCUCGAUUGCGAAUCCGACAGCGAGUGCGAUUAUGCAGCCACCUGUUACAACGGCCAAUGCUUGAAUCCUUGCAUCCUGGACAACAAGUGUGCGAUCAACGCGGAAUGCUACGGCAAGAAUCACCGAUCGGCCUGUCGCUGCGGCCCAGGCUAUUACGGCAAUCCUCAAAUCCACUGCGAGAGGGUCGAGUGCAACACCGAUCACGACUGCCCUCGCAAUCUAGCUUGCAACGAUGGUCGUUGCGUGAACCCAUGCGCCGAGAAUUCACCCUGCGCGCAGAACGCGGUCUGCUACGUGCAAGAUCACAUCGCGUCCUGCCGCUGUCCCGAGAACAUACCUCUAGGAAAUCCACUCUCUUACUGCGAACGACAUCCCGCGGACGAGAUCGAGGAGCCGGAAUGCAGAGUCGACAUCGAUUGCUCGGACAAAUUAGUGUGCAUCCGAGAGAAGUGCAUCGAUCCUUGCCCGGUUAUCAAGCCGUGCUUGGAGAACGCACGUUGCGACGUUCUCGACACUGUACCCGUGAGAACCAUGAUUUGCACGUGCCCAGAGGGAUGGAUUACGGACGUCGAUGGUGUAUGCAGACCAAUACAACUGACGGUCAUCGGAACGUGCACGACCAAUGAUGAUUGCGGCGAUCGCGAGUCCUGCAUCAACAGGCAGUGCCGCAACCCCUGUAACUGCGGUACCAACGCGGUCUGCUACGUGAGGAACCACAAACCAGUGUGCUCGUGCGAGCAGAAUUAUCAGGGCAACCCUGAAAUCGCUUGUCACUCGGUCGAGUGCCGGUACGACAGCCAGUGCACGCGCGAUAAGACCUGCGAGAACAACAACUGCGUGAAUCCGUGCCUGGUCGCGGAUUCGUGCGGCGACAACGCCGAAUGCUUCCCGAACAACCAUGCUGCUCAGUGUCGCUGUCGCAAGGGCUACUACGGCAAUCCGCUGGAUCGCUGCCGCGUGAUCGGCUGUUACAGCAACGGUGACUGUCCAGGCGAUCACUCGUGCAUCAACAUGCAAUGCAUCGACCCGUGCGUGCACGACAAUCCGUGCUCGGCACGCGCGGAGUGUCGGGUCCUGAACCACCUGCCGAUAUGCCGUUGCCCGCCGCGCUUCACCGGAAACCCAUACAUCAACUGCCGACCGGAAGUCAGGCCCGAGUGCAGGGAGGACAGUGACUGUCCGGAUUCACUUGCUUGCCUGAGCAACAAGUGCCAGAACCCGUGUCCGGUCAUACAGCCGUGCACGGAACCGUCCGAGUGUCGGGUCCUGCCGACGCAUCCGGUGCGCACCAUGGUCUGCGUGUGUCCCAGCGGCUACGUCAGCAGUGGCAGCGGUACCUGCCGUGCCACCAAGCCGAUUCUUAAAAUCGAGUGCGUCAAGGAUGACGAUUGUCCGUCGGAACGAUCGUGCGUGAACGCGGUCUGCAGAGACCCGUGCGCGUGUGGACCCAACGCCGUCUGCAACGUCGUCAAUCACAAACCGAUAUGUUCGUGCACACUGGGAUACGACGGAAAUCCGGAUAUCCUUUGCACGAGAGUUGCAGGAUGUAGAGCCGAUGGUGAUUGUAGCGGUUCGCACGCGUGCGUCCAACACAACUGCGUGCCGGUAUGUUCGCCGUCGUUGGCCUCUUGCGGCAAGAACGCCGUGUGUCACGGUAUAAAUCACAAAGCUAUCUGCGAAUGUCCACCUGGUUUCGGUGGCAAUCCGAGGGUCUCCUGCGUGCUGCUGGGAUGCAGAAGCAACUCGGACUGUCCAACGAACAAAGCCUGCAUCAACAAUCGCUGCGAGAAUCCCUGCGCACAGAAUCCGUGCACCGGUAACAUGGACUGCAACGUUUACAAUCACAUCGUGGAAUGCGUGUGUCCACCUGGCUACGUCGGCGAUGCUAAAGCGGGAUGUACUAAAGUUAAAGAGAAGUGCAAGGCAGACAAUGAAUGUCCAUCUCAGACCGCAUGCUUCAACGGACAAUGCAUCAAUCCAUGCACGAAGAUCAAACCUUGCGGCAUUAAUGCCGAGUGCAAAGUCUUGGACACCAGCCCGAUCAGGACCAUGAUAUGCGAGUGUCUUCCAGGAUACCGCGGAAAUGCCGUUGUCCGCUGUGACGAAGUGAGCGUGUGCGCGAUCGAGAAAGGCCAAUUCCGCGACCAUUACGGCAAUUGCGUCUGCCAGCCUGGUUUCGGCAAAGAUGAGAACGACGAUUGCAUACCUUGCCAGAAGCAGUUGAAUAUGGUGGUAAACGAGGAAGGUUAUUGCGUAUGCGAUCUGGAGAAGGGCUUCAGCAUAGAUGAAUACGGCCGCUGCGUCUGCCCCACGCGAUACGGAUACAGAAUAGACGCCAAUGGAUAUUGCAGACCAAUCGCUGUAGCAGAAUGCACGCGUAACGAUGACUGCGCCGAUGACAAAUACUGCGAUAAGACCACCCGCACGUGCGAAAAUGCCUGCAGAAAGCAACAAUGCGGCGUGUACGCGAUUUGCAAUGCUACCCGACAUCAACCCGUCUGCGUCUGCGAAAACGAUUAUUUGGGCAACCCAUACACGCAAUGCUUCCGACCAGGGUGGCCGGACAAGGAUGGCCGAACGGACUUCCCCAGACCGGACAUGGACGUGAGCUGCUUGUCCGACGGGGUGCAAGUUGUGAUACAUCUGCAAGAUCAAGACUUCGAUGGAGUCUUGUACGUCAAAGGACGCAGCAAGGAUGAGCAGUGUAGACGAGUUGUCUCCUUACCAUCUGACACCGCACAUAAAACGGAGACGUUCAAAGUUGCGUUCGGCAAUUGCGGACUGAUACACGUCAACGGACAAGCCAGCUUCGUCCUUGUCAUACAGAAACAUCCGAAGUUGAUGACCUACAAAGCACAAGCCUAUCACAUCAAGUGUAUAUAUCAGACUGGAGAACAGAACGUCACCCUUGGCUUCAACGUCUCCAUGCUGACGACCGCCGGAACAAUCGCCAACACCGGUCCACCGCCCGUAUGUGUGAUGAAGAUAGUUGCGCAGAACGGAAAUGAAAUCAAUUCGGCCGAGAUUGGAGACAAUCUGAUGCUCCAAGUGGAGGUUCAACCUUCCACUAUUUACGGUGGAUUCGCGCGCAACUGCAUUGCCAAGACUAUGGAGGAUAAUUUGGAGAACGAGUACGUAGUAACGGACGAAAACGGCUGCGCGACGGACCCCACGAUAUUCGGUGAGUGGGAGCAGAACCCCGACACCCAGUCCUUGAUGGCUAGUUUCAACGCGUUCAAGUUCCCCAGCAGCGACAACAUAAGAUUCCAGUGCAACAUACGCGUAUGCUUCGGACGCUGUCAACCUGUAAAUUGUCGAGGCUACAACGCCUUCGGCCGUCGUCGCAGAGACGUAGACUCCGAGAUGAACGACACGUCUCUGAGUAUAUCUGACGGAUUCGAGGGUCAACUUCGUGAGGAGAUCACUAUUCAGUCGAACUUAAUAUUGACUCUGGAAAGGAAAGAGGAGAGGUACACAGCGGAUCCAGCUGAAGCUCCUUCAGCGCAACGAGUGGAAGAUAUCUGUGUUUCUAUGGUCGGCUUUAUCAUAGCGUUGAUAAUUACGGCGCUCCUGGCACUGGUUGCCGUAGCUAUCGCUGUGUCAUGCUGGCUUAUGGCGUAUCGACGUCAGCCAAAGACUGCUGGACCACUGCCACACCCACCAGAGUUCCCGAACCCCCUGUUCACUACUGAAUCCGUAGCUGAACCCUCUCCUGACUAUCACCUAUCAUAAGUCCGUUAGAGUAAUUAAUAUUUUUUUAUAAAUAACAUUAAUUUUAUAUUCCUCGGUGGAAUGCAUCUCAGACCAUGCGUCCUAUUGGUCGGUUUUGUAUUUCUGUACACAACUCCUCCAGUGACUACCACUCUGUCUCUUUCUCUCCCUCUUCGUGUUCUCGUCUCAAGGGUUCCAACGAUAAGUCACUAUUCUUGUAUUACGACUCACGCGAUAUACACACACGUACUAUUUAUGGUGAUGGUUUGCUUCCAUUAUCUACUCGCGAGUAAAAACAAUUGCGGGACUAUCUUCCCCUUCGUGCAUCUCUCCUGUAUUCUCUAGUCAGUGGAGGAUUUGCUAAAUGUAAUGCUGCGAAUUUAAUUCCUGUGUAAAGUCAACGAAUUAGUCUAAUCUAGCUUUCUUAUCGCGAAAAUAGGUAACUGUACAUUUUAUCUAAUAAAACGCUAACGAAAUAUUUUUA